AUGGCUUCUGCCUCCCGGUUAUCUGGGAAACGCCUGCCCAUUAGUUGUCAGGCAUGUCGAACACGAAAGAUCCGUUGCUCGCGUGAUGGUCGUCCAUGCCAGACAUGUGUACGACGAGGACUGGGGGCUGAGGACUGCAUCUACCUCGGCCAGCCUCGACUAUCAUCCGAACAGACAUCACCCGCAGAUCCCAACGUGCAAAAUGAACUGCUAGCACGCAUUCGCAAUCUUGAAAGCAUGCUCCAGAAACAGGUCCACUCGCAGGCUGGAACGCCCGUAGCAGGCUCUCCACUGGGUCCUCCAAGUGUCUCUGGUAGCUUUACGGAUUCUGAUCUUGGUGCGGGGCUCGACACUUGGGGAAGUCCGAUGUCGGGCAACGUGGGGACUCUCCACACCUCACCUUCAGGCCAUGUGCGUUAUGUGCCUCUUGCUUCGCAGUGGGAAUCUGUGGUGGCUAAAUGCCCCGCUGCGGAGUGCUUGCGGAGCCCUGACUCGGACAUCGCAGACGACGACGAUCUGCAAAUCCCGUUCGCUCGAAAUGGCAACAUCUCACGCGCGGACCUUUUGGCUAUUUUGCCGCCCGGUCGAUACUGUGAUACAUUGAAGGAAGUAUAUUUUCGAGUUUUUUCGCCCGUCUUUCACAUCCUUCAUGACUUGACGUUUGAGGCCGAGUAUCAACAGUUUUGUCACGACCCUGGCAGUGUAUCAACAUCUUGGCUCGCCUUACUCUUUGCAAUGUUAGCUAUCUCGGUCAGUGCACUUGAUGAUGACGACCCACUGUUGUCCGAUCUAGGUCGGGAACGGACCGUAAGUCGGAAUAUCAAGGUGUUGUCGGCACGCUACCGAUCUGCUGCCCUUCAAUGUUUAGCUGCCGACAGCGUGAUGACUCGGCACUCAAUCAACUCCCUACAAGCAUUGGUCCUCAUCGGUUAUGCACGCCUUCAUCGUGGGCUACCUUUUUGGACAUUACUUGGGUUUACUCGGCAUGUCGCCAUAUCCAUGGGCUGCCAUAUCGACCCAGAGAGGUUCAUUCUAGGACCCAUUGAACGAGAAGAACGGCGUCGAGUUUGGGCGGGUCUGAUGAUGCUCUACACAAUUCAGAACACAUCAUUCGGAAGUUUAGAUCAACAGUUUAUCAUGCAAGACGUGAGAAUGCCAGCCGAUGUCGACGACAUCGACCUCCUCACUGGCCCAACAAUAUCCCUAACAUCCGGCCCUUCAUCCUCACCAUCAGCUAGCCGGCCAACACAAAUGACCUAUCUCCUCCUCACUUUCCGCCUCUAUAAAGUUUCCAACAAAAUUUGCGAAACGAUAUUCACGUACCCUCAAUCCCGCUUCUCCGUCUCCCAGCUCGAAGCUGAAAUUGUCUCAAUUCGAGAAAUGUGCGACUCGCGCUAUCAGCUCGACGCUGCACAGAACCCUCUCCCGGUGCAGCACCAGGCCAAUCUCAACAUCCUCUAUAGCCAGAUCAACCAACUCUUUCUUCUCCUCCUUAGGCCCAGUCUAUGCCGGUUUCUCCAAGGCGAAGUCACGACGGAGACCUACGCUGCAAGAGCCAAGUGCAUGGCAUCCGCAAAGGCGUCUCUCUCAAUCUUCCGAGCACUCUUGGGAUCCGCCCAGUUCACGCCAUAUAAAUGGUAUACUAGUGGCCUAGGUAGCUUCCACGCCUUUCAUGCGGCUGUUGUCCUCGCCGUUGGACUCAUGAAUCCUGAGAACCAGGCCGAGUUCGACGAGAUCAAGGACAUGUUAAACAAAGCUCUAGACUUGUUUGCUUCGCUCUCAGUACGAAGUAUAUUCUGCAGCAAGGCCGUUCCCAUCAUUCGACAAAUUAUAGAGGUGGCUUCAAACUAUUAUCACACUCAACCUCAAACCAAACUCCAACACUCCCAACCCCCGACUCAGACCCAAAUUCAAAAUCCUAUGCUCACCACUCUUCGCCCAAAUCUUUCUUCGGUCACCAUGCAUGAAAGCUUUGUCCUCUCACACCCGCAAGCUCAGUCCCCAGUUCCGACUAUCGCAUCGCCAUCGAGUGAUCCAAGUAUGCAGUCUAGUUUUGGGGUAUCGCUACAACCACAGAAUUGGAUCGGGCCGACAUCUGUUCCUUGGGAUACCCUAGGCUCUUCACUAGGGCAGUUCGGGUUUGACUAG
Messenger RNA from Penicillium maclennaniae, 2148 nucleotides. RefSeq names its product Zn(II)2Cys6 transcription factor. Gene Ontology annotation, cellular component: nucleus. The transcript has 3 exons. Bases 1 to 2148 code for a protein of 715 amino acids. The record is from RefSeq and is a predicted model, not a curated record. Gene Ontology annotation, biological process: DNA-templated transcription; regulation of DNA-templated transcription. Gene Ontology annotation, molecular function: DNA binding; zinc ion binding; DNA-binding transcription factor activity, RNA polymerase II-specific. Lineage: Eukaryota; Fungi; Ascomycota; Eurotiomycetes; Eurotiales; Aspergillaceae.